AAAGUUUAUUCUCACAAUCCUUGCUUCCUUCCUUCCCUCUCAACACAAAAAAUACAAGUCGUUGUCAAUCGAUCACUCGAAAAAGACAUGCAAAGUGUGGAGGAUGUGGAGACUUUGGCGCAACAGGAAGUGGAUGGAUCAACGAAGGAUGCUAUGAGAGAAGAACAAACGGUAUCCAACAAAACAUUGUAUGUAUACCCUACUUCAGAAAGACUCAACGAGGAACACUUGAAAGAGAUUUUUUCCCUGUUUGGUUCCGUCGACAAGUUGACAUACGUAAAAGAAGAAAAAUAUGGCAGCAUAGUCUUUAUGGAGGAGGAAGACGCUAUCAAAGCUUCAACUAUUAUGGAUGGUGGCAUAAUUGAUGGGAAAAAUAUAAGAACAAAAGUAGACAAGCUCCACGAGCUCUCUUCUUUCGAGGAAGAAGAGGAAGCGUGUCUUCCAACAGGAGACUUUCUGAUAGACCUAGAAAAGAAAGCAAGACGAGAACGAUUUCUCGUCCAUACAGUAAACCGGAAUUCAGAGACUCAAGAAAGUCGCCUGUUCGUGGUCGUUUUGAAAGAGAAAAACGUUAUGUCGAAAGCAGAAGACGUGACUCUUCUAGUCCUCGUGAAAGAAACAGGAAAAGCAUAUCGGAGGAAAGUAGUCGUGAAGACAAACUUUAUCCCGUUCAUCAGUCCAAAAGUCAAGUUAAGAGAAGGAAGACUUCCUCUGAAGAAAGUGGAAUGAGUCACGAGAGUUCAAGUCAUCGCUCGCGUUAUUCUAGGAAACACUCU
Messenger RNA from Galdieria sulphuraria, 776 nucleotides. RefSeq lists its product as uncharacterized. Lineage: Eukaryota; Rhodophyta; Bangiophyceae; Galdieriales; Galdieriaceae. The coding region runs from base 88 to 729 and encodes 213 amino acids. Gene Ontology annotation, biological process: mRNA splicing, via spliceosome. Gene Ontology annotation, molecular function: RNA binding. The record is from RefSeq and is a predicted model, not a curated record. The transcript has 4 exons. Gene Ontology annotation, cellular component: cytoplasm; nucleoplasm; ASAP complex.